UCUUCUUCUUCUUCCUUUGACGAGCAGACUAGUUCACUCAAGUUUCAAACAUGCCCAACUCGGUGUCUUCCAACGCCGUCUAGGGUUUCUCCGCUUCCAUUCUCCUGAUUAUACUUGGUGACAAGAAAUAAACUACUGCUGCUCUAAGUCGCAGAGAAAUGAGUAGAAGCAGCAGGAAACGUUCUUCUAAAUGGGAUUUGCCUGAAGAACCUCAAUUUGAAGAUUCUAACAUACCAGAUGAUGGUUGGAUGGGAAAAGCAGGUAGGCCAUUUCAUCAUAAAGAAUCUGGACGGGAGUGGCACUCUCCUGAGCUUGGUGGUAGUAAUGCUUCAAAAUGGUCUGGUUUAGAGACAAAUGAUAUGCAGAGAUCUAAGCGUAGUUCAGGAUUGCCAUCCAGGGAACCUUUACCUGGAAGCAGAAGCUUACAUAGAAAUGAAAGUAUAAGUAAGGGUGGCAGCAGAUAUACUGAAGACUCCAUGGUCUGGGAUGAAGAAGGAAAUUGCAGCACAAGGAUGUCUCCUGGUCUGGAUGAGUGGAGACAACAUCGCAGUCGGUCCCCCAAAGGUGGUUGGAGCAGGCCACUGAGGGGUAGGAGCAGAAGUAGAAGCUGGACCAGGAGUAGAAGCCAGAGCUGGAGCAGGAGUCCAGAUCGUGGCUAUAGGCGAGAAUCAGUUUUCCUUGACAGAAGUAGAAGCAGAUCCGGAGUUUCAGCUCAAGUGUGCAAGGAUUUUGCUGGUGGAAGAUGCAGGAGAGGAAGUGAUUGUCAGUUACUACAUGAGGGUAAUUCCAAUUAUGAUGAUAGCUGGGAAGGUAGGCCCAGGAAAGGCAGUGUUUCAAAAUACUCUACAACACCUGUUAUAGGGGAUAAUCCAUCAAAGAGUGGACGGUCUUCAUAUGGUAGUGAGUACGUGAAUGGGAUGUCUAGGAGGGAGACAUCUAGCAAGUUUGAUAAUCACCGAGUUUCAGAUGGGUUCAGUAAAGGUAAUGCGAAUGAUACUAUUAGAGACAGGGACAAUGAUAGAGAAAGGGAAAGUGAUAGAAGGAGAAGAGAUGCUUCUCCAGAGCGAGGUGCUGAGCGUGAGUUCCACAGGAGUAGUGAUAUUCCUUGCAAAUUUUUUGCCGCAGGAAAUUGUCGGAACAAAAACUUUUGUCGGUUUUCCCAUCAUAUUCAAUCACAUGUAAGCACUGAAAGAAGGUCGCGGGAUGACAGGUGGGGAUCGAGCCACAAUUUCACUGAUACAGACCAGGCAUGGAAUGGUCCAAAAUGGAAUGGUAGUGCAUCAGAUUCUGCAAAGUUGAGCCCUUCAGAUAGUAGCGGAAGACCACAGGAUGGCAGAUGGGCCCUGGACCAAAAUAUAAAUGAUGCAGACCAUCCAUGGGAUGGUAAAAAAUGGAGUGAUUCUGUAGCUCCUCCAGAGUCGGCAAAGUUGGCUGCAGAUAAUAAGAUUAAUAACGGGAAUAUUGGUGUUCUGGAGCUAAGGUCAAAUGCUUGGUCUAUGAAUGAUAAUAGAUGGGGGCAUGGUCCGAACAACGAGAAAGAAAUGUGUGUUGAUCCAAGUGCUAGUCAUGAAGCAGCCAAGAAAAAUGAGAAGGAAGUACAACUGUGGAAGGAUGAUAAAGUAGGUGCUAAGUCAAAAGAUACUGAAAAAUGGCUUGGUGAUAUGUCUCCAGAUUGGAAUUACACGUUGCAAUCCUCCAACAUUGGGAAAGAAGAGCACGGUCAACGGGGUUCUAAAAUCUCAAGACUCGUUGAUACUUCUAUAAAUGCUUGCAAGCAAGAUAUGUCUCCGGAUUGGAAUUAUACAUUGCAGACACAAAAAAAUAUUAGCAGAGAAGAGCACAGUCACAUUGCACGGGGCUCAGAAUCUUCAAGAGUUGAUGAUACUUCUCAAAAAGCCAGCAACCAAAAUAUAAUGCGAGAAGCUGCAGGCCAGGUACACAGUGGUGCUUCUGUUAUGCAACCAAUGAUAGCCGAAAGAUCUAGUUAUCUACUUGAUGGCAAAAAUGCAACUGAUGGAACUGCUAGUUCUCAUGCUGAUCUCAAUGUUUCUGCAAAUAUCAUGUCACACCAAAGCUUUGACCAUGGUGUGCAGAGUUCAACUGCUUUUCCGUAUCCUGGCUUGAACACAAUUGGGCAUAGUCAAGCACCUAUCCCAACUCACACCCAAGGACUUGUAAGUCCACAAGAUACACUGCCUGCACAGAGGAAAUCAGUAAUCAAGUUAGAUAUUGGGGAUCCAAAUACACCACUAGUUACUGGCCUUCCUCCAGUGCCUAAUGUGGUAGGUGGUAAAGAUCUCACACAACUAACCAGUCUUUCAGCCUCUCUGGCUCAGUUAUUGGAAAAUGGACAUCAGCUUCCACAGCUUUAUGCUGCUUUAAAUUCUCAUAAUGCAUUGAAUGCUCCUUCGUUUCCCAAAUCAGAAGGAUCUUCUGGUCAGCUCUCAGCUAUUCAGCCGGACCCAGCCAUGUUGUCUCAGAAGCAGGAACAGAGUAACAACUCUGCGAGCCUGGUGUCAAAUAGCACGGGGAAGACAAAUUUUGAUGGAAAUCUAAAUAAGCCGUCAAAUGAUAACCAUCAUAUUCGUAAUUCAGUAGAGGAACCUAGGCGCAAGAGCCACCAGCCUGAUGGACAUAAUAAGCAUGGCCUUGAUGGAAGAAAAAAAGUAGAAGAAGAGAACAACUCCCCAGAAAAUGAUCCCUUGGAGAUCACAGAUAAAGAGGGGGCUGGUGAGGGCAAGAAACUCAAGGAAGUGAAGGGUAUUCGUGCAUUUAAAUUUGCUCUUGCGGAGUAUGUGAAGGAUCUUUUAAAACCCUCAUGGAAAGAUGGUCAAGUCAGCAAAGAUGCCUACAAAACCAUAGUGAAGAAGGUCGUUGACAAAGUAACUGGUACCAUUCCAGCGGCUAAUAUUCCACAGACACAAGAAAAGAUUGAUAGUUAUUUGUCAUUUUCAAAACCAAAGCUGACAAAACUUGUACAGGCAUAUGUGGAAAAAAUGCAGAAAGGCUAAACAGGAGGAAAUGGUGUUGAUUUUUUUUUUUUUGUGUCUUAUGGACAGCAUCGCAUCCCCAGUCUCGCACCCUCUGGACAUAUUAGCUUUCCGUCCUGUUUAUGUAUACUAAUUCAGUCGAGGAUAGUGAAACUUAGGACUGAAUAAUAGAGAAUGCUAGCAUUUGAUUACUUUUGUUGAAAUGUUUCUGCCUUCUUUUGUUUCUUAGUUUGUUAAAAUGGUACGCGGUAUUCAGAAAUUGUUGGUGGCUUCCCAUGCGCUUUUCACCUUUUCAACUUAGUUCUUGUAAUUUUCAUUUAAAGCCAAGCUUUUCCCAUGGGGCUAAUUCUUGUACAUGUAACUUUUGGUUAUUGACGUUGGUGGUUAUUGCAACUUCCGACUUUCAUCUUGCUACAAAUGCAAUUAUUCCAGUUUGC
Argentina anserina (silverweed cinquefoil) is the source of this 3427-nucleotide messenger RNA. RefSeq names its product zinc finger CCCH domain-containing protein 38. The transcript has 4 exons. The coding region runs from base 159 to 3011 and encodes 950 amino acids. Gene Ontology annotation, molecular function: metal ion binding. The record is from RefSeq and is a predicted model, not a curated record. Lineage: Eukaryota; Viridiplantae; Streptophyta; Magnoliopsida; Rosales; Rosaceae.